AAGCGGAGCGGAUCCUAAGCAAAUCAAGUGACGAGAGACAAUAAAAUAAAAGUUCAAUAAAAAGUGAGUGCGGCAGACGAUGAUGAAGUGAAAAUAGCUGAAACAGACACGCAAAAACCCCACAAAAAAAAAAAGGAAAAAUAAAAAAGAACAGAGAGCCACACUUGAGGAAACGCAAAGAAAAUUCCGCGUCAUGAUUUGAGUUUCGGGCAAAGGAGUUGCAAAUGCAAAAACAACAAUGAAAUGCUGGCUCAAUGCAGGGAGGCGCAAGAAGAGGCAGCGGGAGGAGCAGCAGGACACUCGAUGCAGCAGAGGAGAAGCACGAAGACGAGCUGGACUCUUGCUAGAUGGAAUCUGUCAGAGACAUCAACAAGUGGCCAGCCACAGUUUGGUGGCAACACGAGUCGGGCCGGUGCUGCCGGUGUGGCUGCUGUGGCUGUUGCUUGUGGCAUUUGCACAGCAUGGCGAGGCAACAGCAGCAGCAGCAGCUGCAACACCAACAACAGCCAACGCUGCAGGCCCAGAGGCCACGGCAACAACACUAAACAGCAACGCGACGACGAUGACGACGACAGCCACAUCAUCAGCAGCCACAGGAGGAGCUGUAACAGCAGCCUCGGCAUCGACAGUUGGAAAAUCGACAAACAGCUGGGGCAUGGCCGGCAUCCAAGAGGAUCCAUUUAAGAAUAUUAUCAGGAUUGGCGAUGGCAACACAGUCACAAGGGAGGCCAUUGAAGAGUCGCUGGUGACGAUACACGACAUUGCCACCGAAAACUUGGGCACAUUAUGCAUCUCGACGCUCUAUCGACCGCUUCAAGUGCCCAUCAAUUCGGAGCGCUAUGAGAGCUCCAGACAAAAGGCCGAUUUGGCCGCAUCGAUACUACAGGAAGUUGGCAUCAUACGACACGGCGGACUCUCGGAUGCCUUAGCCAAGGGCCUGCUCACUGAUGACUUUAUAACCGGAGCGCGCAUUUUGGCUUUGAACCUGACCAACGGUGCGGUGCAGUCGUAUGUGUGGUGGGUGAAGAGCAAUCAGGACAAAGUCCUCGGCGAAACACAGCGCUACGAUGAAGAGGGACUGCAAAUAGGCAAAAAGCCGGCCAAUAAUUAUCCGUGGUUCGACGAUGAGAGCAGCACACCGACGCUCCGCUCACCGAAAUUUGCACCUAGCCCACCGAGCAACUACUAUAAAGGCUGGUGGACCUAUCCGUACUUCUCGUGCGCCCUCAGCAAGUGGCUGGUGUCGUAUAGCAUCGCCAUACCGCCCAGCGGACGGCAUGGACUGCGCGGCUUCAUCAGCAUUGACAUUGAUGUAACGUCGCUGCGUGUCAAUCAAUGCGAGGCGCAGCAGUAUCUUUUUGGCACUCGCAAGCAGCAGCCACUGAGCCACACGCGGCGCUAUCCCCGUUUGGCGGCCAGCAAGUCGGCAGCGGCGGCCCUAAACGAUGAGGCGACAAUCAAUGAUUUGCAGGCGUUUCACAGCUCACACAAGUGUCAUCGCACCUCCAUGGUGUGCGACUAUCGACAGCCGAAUGCGGAGACACCGACAAUAAGCAGCGGCAAGAUAUUGACCGCACUCACGAGCAGCAGCUGGUCCCGUGGCUCGUAUCAGUGCUUGUGCAAGCCCGGCUAUUAUUCAUUGAGACAUCCGGAUGGCUUCAAUGGCACCAUCAUGGAGAUUGCAUGGCAGGAGCAUCAGGACAAUAUAAGCAAUUACUAUACGGAUGUCUUCAAGUGUUUGCCAUGUGCCCCCGGCUGUGACAUGUGCACCGGUCCGGAGCCAUGUCUGGCCAACUAUCAUUGGCCUUUCAGAAUAUCACUGUUGACCAUAUCCAUUGGCUGUGCCUGCGGCACCUUUGUCCUCGCCGGCUAUCUCUUCCGGCACCGUCGCGUCAAAGUCUUUAAGGUAGCCAGCCCCAUCUUUUUGAUGAUCACCCUCAUUGGCUGCGCCAUCAUGUAUCUGGAGAUGGUGGCUAUAUUCCCCUAUCUGGACACGAGUUGGUGCAUUGUCACCAAAUGGUCGCGUCACAUGGGCUUUUGCAUUACCUACACAUCGCUGUUGAUGAAAACUUGGCGCGUUUCUCUAACUUAUCGCGUCAAGUCAGCGCACAAAAUCAAAUUGAAUGAUCAACAAUUAUUGCAAUGGAUGGUGCCCAUUUUGUUGGUCAUGUUGAUAUAUUUGGGUACUUGGACCAUUUCGGCAACGCCCUAUGCGGAGGUGAUCUACGACAAACAUCAUCUAAAAUUCAAACAGUGCUCGUACAACUGGUGGGAUCACAGUCUGGCCAUUGGUGAGGUCUUCUUCCUGGCCUGGGGCAUACGCGUCUGCUAUAAUGUGCGCAAUGCGGAGAGUCUCUAUAAUGAGGCGAGACUCAUCUCGUAUGCCAUCUACAACAUUGCGCUGGUCAACAUAGCCAUGGUGGUCUUUCACGUCAUGCUCUUCCCCCAAGCUGGACCCGACUACAAGUACAUGCUGGGCUUUGUGCGCACCCAACUAUCGACCACCACAACCAUUGCUUUGGUCUUUGGUCCUAAAAUCUUGCGCGUGUUCAAGGGACAAGGCGACAAGUGGGAUCAGAAGGCCAAAGUGAGAAGCAUUACAGCUUCCUUCUCGCUGAAUGGCGUUGGCCUGGUGGCAGAAGAGUCACCCGAUUUGUAUCAGGAGAAUGAAGAGCUCAAGGAACAAAUCCAAAAGUUGGCGCAUCAAAUUGAGUUCAUGAAGACUGUGCACAUGCAGAUGAACAACAGGCAUUUGAAACCGAAACCGGGUGGUUACUUUACCAUCACAUCGACCUCGUUUCAGGCACCCUACAGCAAGAACACAGUGUCCACCGCACAAACCCAAACGGGCAAAGAUGAAGCCAGCGGCGCCACGCCAACGAAAUGCAAAUCGCCCAAGGGCAAAGUCUGACGAGGUCAACGAAGUGUUAAAGAUUGCUCAAUAGAAGUUGUUGGCCAGCAUGGCCAGACAACAGUCGUAGAGGAUGAUGCAAUUGCUUUUAGUUUCUACCAAACAGAGAUGCCAAAGAUGACAAUGGACACGACGACGACGACGACGACGACGACGGGGGACGAUGGGCAGCCAGGGCCGGAGGAGGCGGAACUGCUUAGGCAAUUUCGGCGCCUCUUUGCGCCCAUUUUGGAUGACAGUCUGCAGCUGUACUACAAGCUGAAUGAACCGGAUGGGUUGGACACCGAGCACAUACGCAUCCAUCAGACAGUGGCGCAGCUGAAUGAGCUGACGAGCAGCGAGGAGGAGACAAUUGUGACACAGGUGAAUAGUCCCAGUCCGAGUCCGAGUCCCUCGCCGCCAGUGGAUGUGGAGCUGCUGCUGCCCCUAUCCAGCUGCAGUUCGACAUCGAGCAGCUCGCUGUAUGCCAUACACACACCAUCGCCCGCGCAUCCCAGCGGCUUGUUGCUUCAGCCUCAGUAUCUGGACUCGCCCACAUUGCUGCAGUCCUGCAGUGAGUCGCGCACGAUCACGGAGCAGGUGCAGCUGCACAAUCCACCGCAGCAGCUCAACGAGGACGAGAACAACACAUCGUGCUCAUUGUCAUCGAAUCUGACGGAUAGCAAAACUCUGGAUGGUCGUACGCCCAUUGUGGUUUGAGAUCUCGCUCUCUCCCGCUCUCUCUCUCUCUUGAUCGGCUUUAAAUGUGAUUUUGUUUACACUUUCUUAGAGCAAACAACAGCCAACAAAUAGCGAAUGAAAACAGCUUCAACUGUUUCAAUUAGUCUUAAAUAAUGUUUGUGUGUGUAUGUGUCUGUCUGUCAAACGAUGUUUCAAAGUGUUAAAACGCGGUUUAUGCGGUGCAGCCACUGGAGAAGAAGUCUUGAAGGGAAAUUUGCGCUUUAAAAUGAUUUAAAAAAUGCUCAUUAGAACAUAAAUUUGACUUAAUUGGUAUUAAUAUUUGUAAUUUAGCUGUUAGUUUGGCUCUUUAAGUUUAGUUUAAAUUUCAUAAUUCCAAUUUUGAUUGUGUUUUUCAAGUGAAUACUCUAAUGCAGAUUUUGGGGAUCUGGACUGUGUCCAUUUUAGUUUAAAUAUAAUAUUUAUUUAUUUGAUUUUUGCACAGCUUUCCCCUAAAACUUGUAAUCAUACGCAACAUAUUUUAACUCUUUGAGAGCUACGAAUACGAACGACUAACAAACACUUAUCUCUAACACGGUCACCGCAUAAACCCAAGCUACAAGUGUGUUUUUGAAUCAUUUAAGUUUUGGCUUCUUAAACAUACACCGUACACCCACACAUUAUCCGAACCCAUACCCAUCCCAUCAUCCAUAGAUUGUUCAUAGAUUUUUCGGAAACAUUUCGCAUUGAGCAAAUAUUUUUCACUUCGUUCUCGGAUCGCCAGGAAGUUGAUGUAUUAUCGUGUGGAUAGUAGACGGUAGACUCAUAGAGUUCGCCUCAUUUCACUCAUGCACCCUAGCAAAUAAAACAAACACAUAAUAUAUUUAAUUCGAAUUUUAAUUGUUAUCACUGGCGCACACAUUUUCAUAGAACAAAAGUAUGUUUUGCUUUGUAGGUACAAUUUAUGUUUAUUUGUUUAUAAUCAUACGAUCUAUAACAAUACAUAGCACCUAAGCAUAGCGAAAGAGUCGAUUUUAGUGUACAAGAACAAGAAACAUAAACAUUAUAAACUAUAUACAUAAAUAUACUAAAUAUAAAUAACAAUUUUAGCGUACAAUUUUAAACUGAUUAACUGUUGGCAGAAAACGCAAUUGCUCUUCAUAAAAAAACAGUUCAUAAAAACAAAA
Drosophila guanche is the source of this 4755-nucleotide messenger RNA. RefSeq names its product probable G-protein coupled receptor CG31760. Gene Ontology annotation, biological process: G protein-coupled receptor signaling pathway. Gene Ontology annotation, cellular component: membrane. The transcript is spliced from 13 exons. The record is from RefSeq and is a predicted model, not a curated record. NCBI's taxonomy places the organism in Eukaryota, Metazoa, Arthropoda, Insecta, Diptera, Drosophilidae. Gene Ontology annotation, molecular function: G protein-coupled receptor activity.